Sphenostylis stenocarpa is the source of this 693-nucleotide messenger RNA. The record is from the annotation of a GenBank genome assembly. Lineage: Eukaryota; Viridiplantae; Streptophyta; Magnoliopsida; Fabales; Fabaceae.
AUGAGUUGCAACGGCUGCCGAGUUCUUCGAAAGGGAUGCAGCGAAUCCUGUGUGUUGCGUCCCUGUUUGCAGUGGAUCGAAACCGCCGAAGCUCAAGGCCACGCCACUGUCUUCGUUGCCAAAUUCUUUGGCCGUGCUGACCUCAUGUCCUUCGUCUCCAACGUUCCAGAAAACCAAAGACCUGCUCUGUUUCAGUCCCUGCUGUUCGAAGCGUGCGGGAGAACGGUCAACCCCGUCAACGGUGCUGUGGGCCUUCUCUGGACCGGGAACUGGCACGUCUGCCAGGCGGCGGUGGAGACCGUGCUCCGAGGAGGCACGCUUAGGCCCAUGCCGGAGCUCAUGGGACUCGCCGCUGCCGCUGCCGACGAGGCAUCGGAAGUUGCAUGCUCCGACAUUUGGAGAACCCGAGACCCGAACCCGAGUUACGGCUUCACGAACUCGAGAUCUCAUAACAAAGUCUCUUCCGGCGGUAAACGCAAGCGGUUGGAGGAGCCAACGAAACUUCAGGCGGCGCCGAAUCUUGAUCUCCGGCUGACGCCGAUUUUCUUACAGAAAAAGGUUGAGAGUCGGCGGCCGGUCUCGCCAUCGAUGACCUCCGAGGAGUCCGGCACGACGACGGCGUGCUUGGAGAGCAGAUUCGGGGAUCAGUGGGAUCACAGUGGAGACCGGAAAGUUCUCAACCUUUUCAUUUGA